AUGGCUUUUCAGCUCCUGCGACGAACCUUCGGAGGGCGCUUCCUGGCAAACCCUAGGGCCUUCUCCUCCGCUGCUUCCACUCCGAUCCGUGCCACACUCUUCCCCGGCGACGGCAUCGGCCCCGAGAUCGCCGAUUCCGUCAAACAGAUAUUUGAAGCAGCUGAAGUUCCGAUAGAAUGGGAAGAACACUAUGUAGGAACUGAAAUUGACCCUAGAACGCAGAGCUUUCUCACAUGGGAAAGUUUGGAAUCUGUUAGGAAAAAUGGGGUUGGCUUGAAAGGGCCUAUGGCCACCCCUAUUGGUAAAGGACAUCGCUCAUUAAACCUUACUCUUAGAAAAGAGCUCAAUCUGUAUGCCAACGUUCGACCUUGCUACAGUCUUCCAGGCUACAAAACUCGAUAUGAUAAUGUCAAUCUAAUUACGAUCCGUGAAAAUACUGAAGGCGAGUACAGUGGACUUGAACAUCAGGUUGUGAGAGGUGUAGUGGAAAGUCUCAAAAUCAUUACACGCCAAGCAAGUUUAAGGGUAGCUGAGUAUGCUUUCCAUUAUGCCAAGGCUCAUGGAAGAGAGAGGGUUUCUGCCAUACACAAAGCCAAUAUCAUGCAAAAGACUGAUGGUCUUUUCCUCAAGUGUUGUCGUGAGGUUGCUGAGAAAUAUCCUGAGAUAACUUAUGAGGAAGUUGUCAUUGACAAUUGCUGCAUGAUGCUUGUGAAGAAUCCUGCACUUUUUGAUGUACUGGUGAUGCCUAACCUUUAUGGUGAUAUUAUCAGCGAUCUUUGUGCUGGCUUGGUCGGGGGAUUGGGUUUAACACCAAGCUGCAACAUUGGUGAGGGUGGUAUUGCACUUGCAGAGGCAGUACAUGGUUCAGCACCUGAUAUUGCUGGAAAGAAUUUGGCAAAUCCAACUGCUUUACUGCUAAGUGGUGUUACAAUGUUGCGCCAUUUGAACCUCAAUGACAAAGCGGAACAGAUUCAAAACGCCAUCCUCCAAACAAUUGCAGAAGGGAAGCACCGUACUGCUGAUCUUGGUGGCAAAUCAAAGACAACUGAAUUUACAAAAGCCAUCAUCGAUCAUCUUUAA
This is a messenger RNA of Sphenostylis stenocarpa, 1080 nucleotides long. The record is from the annotation of a GenBank genome assembly. NCBI's taxonomy places the organism in Eukaryota, Viridiplantae, Streptophyta, Magnoliopsida, Fabales, Fabaceae.